CUCACAGGUGCUCCAGGGGCGUCUGAGGUUCCCUUGGGUGCUACCUUGCCUACCCCAAUGCCACCUGGUCUCCCUGGCGGGGGAGGCUGGGGCUUCCGAUUCUACCCUCUGGGGAAAGCCCCCUCCCUCAUCGCUGCAGCCUAGGCACAGGUUCCUACCCAGAUUCAAAUGUCUUCUACCAGAGUGACUAAGCCAGUCACACCCCACCCUCUGCACACAGUAACUGGGGAGGGGCUCAGCCCGUCCUGUUCAGCGCUAGAGCGGACCUUUUGAAAUGUCUCCGGGCUUUGUGGACUGUUGCUGAGACUCCGACUCAUUUCCUCACAAGCUUGCUGGUCUCCAAAUUUCCUCAGAGUGGAGGAAAGAAGGCCAAGUGUAAAGGAGAGCAAGUUUGGAUGGGAUGGUAGAUUUAAGACCCAGUCCCCCAGGCAUGGUGGCGAAGUCUUCAAUCCCAGCACUUGGGAGGCAGACGCAGGUGGAUCUCUGAGAGUUCCAAGCCAGCCUGGUCUACAUAGUGAGUUGCAGGCAUGUCAGAGCUACUUUGUGAGACCCUGUCUCAAAAAAACAAAAGACUUAUUGUCCUUGCUCCUUCCUUCCCAGGAGCCAGAGCAUAAACCAAACAGUAGAGGGAGGUCCAAAGCUACUCAGUUGAUCUUGCUAGGGGUAGCAAGGAGGGCUAGGCGCCUCCUGCGGGACCAGCCGAGGGAGAAAGCGAGGUCCGGCUCCUCACCUGCGCCCCGCCCUUGACCCCACCCUCAGCCCCGCCUCCAGCGUGGACGGGGCGGGGCGAGCUGAGCCGAGCCUGGAGGGGAGGGGCCGGCCGCUCGGUGCUAGCUCCGUGAGGCCGGACUGGGCAUGAGUCGGGCCCUUUAAGGGCCGCUCCCGAGGAGGUGCCAGGCCCUAGUGGCUCCAACCUCUUCUUCCUGGUCGUGCGAAGGCAGGGACUGACCGUAGGGCUGUGGGAGGGGUCGUACCGGGUUCGCCCAGGUGACCCGGGCCUGGCCUUAUGGCGCUGGUCACAGUGAGUCGCUCGCCGCCGGCUAGCGGCCACUCCACGCCUGUGGGACCCACGCAGGACCGAGUGGCCAGGCGCAGAGGCCGGCUACAGCGCAGGCAGAGUUUUGCGGUGCUCCGAGGGGCUGUCCUGGGACUUCAGGAUGGAGGAGACAGUAAUGAUGCAGCCGAGGCUGGCUCUGAGCCAACGGAGGAACCCUUGGGUGAGAAGCAGCUCACUGAGGACCAGACCGACAAUGGGCAAGAAUUCCAGAGUCCUUGGAAACAAGUGCAGAGGCAGCAUCUGCACCUCAUGGUGGAGCUGCUGAGACCACAGGACGACAUCCGCCUGGCAUCCCAGCUGGAGGCAGCCCGGCCCCCACGACUCCGCUACCUGCUGGUAGUGUCCACAGGAGAGUGUCUGAGUCAGGAGACCAUUCUUCUGGGGGUGGACUUUCCUGACAGCAGCUCCCACAGCUGCACCCUGGGCCUGGUCUUGCCCCUCUGGAGUGAUACCCAGGUGUACCUGGACGGUGAUGGGGGCUUCAGUGUGACGUCUGGUGGUCAGAGCCGAAUCUUCAAGCCAGUCUCCAUCCAGACCAUGUGGGCCACGCUGCAGGUACUGCACCAGGCCUGUGAGGCGGCUCUAGGCAGUGGCCUUGUGCCUGGUGGCAGUGCCCUUGUCUGGGCCGCUCACUACCAGGAGAAGCUGAACUCUGACCAGGGUUGCCUCAACGAGUGGAUGGCCAUGUCUGACCUGGAGUCCCUGCGCCCACCUGUUGCUGAGCCUGGACAGGCCUCAGAACAGGAGCAGAUGGAGCAGGCGAUCCUGGCUGAGUUGUGGCAGGUGUUGGACACCAGUGACCUAGAGAGUGUCACUUCCAAAGAGAUCCGCCAGGCCCUGGAGCUGCGCCUGGGACGCCCUCUCCAACAGUACCGCGAUUUUAUCGACAACCAGAUGUUGCUGCUCAUGGCCCAGCAAGACCGGGCCUCCCGCAUCUUCCCCCACCUCUACUUGGGCUCUGAGUGGAAUGCUGCCAAUCUGGAGGAACUUCAGAGAAACAGGGUAAGCCACAUCCUGAACAUGGCCCGAGAGAUCGACAACUUCUUCCCUGAGCGCUUCACCUAUCACAACGUGCGUGUCUGGGAUGAGGAAUCGGCCCAGCUGCUGCCGCACUGGAAGGAGACACACCGCUUCAUUGAGGAUGCCAGAGCACAGGGCACUCGGGUGCUGGUCCACUGUAAGAUGGGCGUCAGCCGCUCUGCCGCCACGGUGCUGGCCUAUGCCAUGAAACAGUAUGGCUGGGGCCUGGAGCAAGCCCUGGUCCAUGUGCAGGAGCUCCGGCCCAUCGUGCGCCCCAACCCUGGCUUCCUGCGCCAGCUACAGACCUACCAGGGCAUUCUGACUGCCAGCCGGCAGAGCCAUGUCUGGGAGCAGAAAGUGGGUGUGGUCUCCCCAGAGGAGCCCCUGGCACCCGAAGUUUCUACACCAUUGCCACCUCUUCCACCAGAACCAGGGGGCAGUGGGGAGGUAAUGGUUAUGAGUUUAGAGGAGACCCCAAAAGAAGAGCUUGGACUGAGGCCCCGCAUCAACCUCCGAGGAGUCAUGCGCUCCAUCAGCCUCCUGGAGCCCUCCUCAGAGCCAGAGAAUACCCCAGAGGCUGGAGACCUGCCGGAGGUUUUCUCUUCCCGUGAGUCUUCAGAUGAAGAGCCUCUUCAUCCCAUCUCUCAGCUCUCAACAGCCAAAGGUGGUCAACGGGUUCGCAAGGGGCCUUGGCCUGCCCUGAAGUCUCGCCAGUCUGUGGUUGCCCUUCACAGUGCUGCCCUGGUGGCCAGCAGGACCCGGGCCUUCCAAGAGCAGGGGGAGGCUGGGGUGUCCUCUGCACCUAGGCUCCGGAAAGUGGUGAGGCAGGCCAGUGUAGAUGAGAGCAGGGAGGACGGUGGGGCCUAAGCCUUUCUACUCUGUCCCCUAGACACUAAACGAGGCUGGCCACAGCUCCUUAGAUGGGCGCCCUUUCCACCUAUGGACACCCUGAACACUCCAUGUAGCUCCUCCCCAGCAAUUCCCAGACCUUGUCACUUCCUGCAGCCUUAGGGCUCAGACCCAUGUCUACCUGUCAAGGGCUUAAGACUUUUUCUACAUAGGGUAUAUGGGUAGAGCCGUUCAAGGUGCCUUGAAGGGUAAGAAGACCCUAGUUUCUUUUCCCACCCACUCUCUAACACUUUAUGCAGCCAUGGAAUUAAAAGCAGAAAAUUUUAGGGCAGGUUUUCUGGUGCCCUCAACUUCUGGCCAUUCCAUCCUGUUCCUUCCUCUCCCACUGCAGGCAGCUAGGCCAGGGAACCAGUGGCCACAAAGGCAGAUAGCACUUUCAGUCCCCAGCCCCACAGGCUCUGAGGGGCUCACCCACCCCCCAACACACACACACAACCGACCAGAGCCUCUGCUGCUGUCCUGAGUCUCCUGUGGCCCUCACUGGGUCACAGGGCACUGGGCCAAAGAGAGUCUUCUUGUUCGUGAAGAUCUCUGGCCAGUCAAGUUUUUCACAGUCGUACAGUACCUGGCUUUGUGCUGAGAAAUAAAGACAUUUUCAUAUGAA
Messenger RNA from Peromyscus californicus insignis, 3590 nucleotides. RefSeq names its product slingshot protein phosphatase 3 (gene Ssh3). Lineage: Eukaryota; Metazoa; Chordata; Mammalia; Rodentia; Cricetidae. The transcript is spliced from 14 exons. Gene Ontology annotation, biological process: protein dephosphorylation; actin cytoskeleton organization; negative regulation of actin filament polymerization. Gene Ontology annotation, cellular component: cytoplasm. Bases 1007 to 2944 code for a protein of 645 amino acids. Gene Ontology annotation, molecular function: protein tyrosine/serine/threonine phosphatase activity; actin binding. The record is from RefSeq and is a predicted model, not a curated record.